Molecule: messenger RNA, 1863 nt
Organism: Penicillium atrosanguineum
Lineage: Eukaryota; Fungi; Ascomycota; Eurotiomycetes; Eurotiales; Aspergillaceae
Exons: 1
Coding region: 1-1863 (620 amino acids)
Cellular component (GO): plasma membrane
Molecular function (GO): calcium-activated cation channel activity
Source: RefSeq, a predicted model, not a curated record
AUGGCAGUCAUUGUGGUUGUCUACGUCUGCUUCAUAAUUUUUGACGAAUUGCGGACUUAUGUAAGGAUAAGACAGGAUCACUUGACAUCCCCUCAGCAUCAGUGUUGCGCAUCAGCAAACACGGUUCUGGUGACGGCAAUCCCCUUUAAUGUACUCAGCGAGCAGGCUUUAAAGGAAGUUUUUGACGUGUUUCCAGGCGGAGUGCGCAAAGUCUGGAUUAACCGUGAUAUGGGCGCUUUAGCCGGCAAGGUGAAAAUGCGUAAAAACAUCGCCCGCAUGCUCGAGAAAGCUGAGACAGAGUUGAUUGCGAAAUGUAACAAAAUGGCUGGUAAACAUGCGAUAGACAAAGACCAGAGCGCCGUGAGAGGGGCCAGUGUUGGUCUUCGAGUAUACAACGCGAUGAUGACUCCUAUUCCUCCUCGUAAACCCUCUGCCUUGCAUAAAGACAUUGCGAGCUCUGAAAGACUUGAAGUUGGAAGCGCAACAAUCCACAAACCGAUGCCCAAGAGUGGUAAGAUCAAGAAGAUACCUGACCAAGAUGCAGGCCAUGAUGCAAUAUUUGCAAAGAGCGAUCCCUCUUGCCCGGACGAUAUCAGUGAUCACUCGGGCGAGCAACCCUUAUGGAGAAGGUAUCUUGCACAAAAAGAUAGACCUAAUAUGCGCCUUCGCGUCUUUGGCUGGGACUGGAUGCCAAGAUUCGGCCAAAAGGUCGAUACCAUUGAGCACUGUCGAAGAGAGCUUUCUCAGCUAAACCGGGAUAUCGAAAUCGAUCAGAGGAACCCACAACGGUUUCCAUUGAUGAACUCAGCGUUUGUUCAAUUUAACUUGCAGGCCGCCGCACAUAUGGCAUGUCAAUCCGUCAUUCAUCCAAUCCCCAAACAAAUGGCACCUCGAAUAGUUGAGGUUUGCCCUCAUGAUAUAAUAUGGAGCAAUAUGUCCAUUAAGUGGUGGGAACGCUAUGUGCGCACAUUUGGUAUCAUCACCCUAAUUUGCGUCAUGACCAUCAGCUGGGCGAUACCAGUCGCUUUCACUGGCCUGCUUUCGCAGCUAUCAUAUAUCCAGGGUACCUUUACAUGGCUAUCAUGGAUUGGCAUGUUACCAAAAUCUGUUUUGUCUGCUAUGCAAGGCGUUUUGCCGGCCCUUUGCAUGGCAAUCCUCAUGGCACUCCUCCCGAUAUGUCUUCGCCUAUUGAGCUGGGCUCAAGGUCUACAAACCGGCAAAGAAAUUGGACUGGCGGUUCAAAACUACUAUUUCGCUUUUUUGUUUGUGCAACUCUUUCUUGUUGUUGCGGUCGCCGCCAGCUUCUCUACUAUUAUGGACAAUAUUACUGAGGUAAUCAGUUGGCCCGAGCUUUUAGCUCAAAACAUUCCAAAAUCAAGCAACUACUUUUUCUCAUACAUGAUUUUGCAAGCCAUGUCUGUCAGUGCUGGCGCUCUUGUGCAAAUUGCGGAAUUGGUCAACUGGUUUUUCCUUGCUCCUAUCAUGGACUUCACUGCCCGGGAAAAGUGGGCCAGGAUGACAAAUUUGAAUGAGAUAAAUUGGGAUACUUUCUUCCCAGUCUACACUACCCUAGCCUCAAUUGGUUGGUCCCCAACAAGUCCAGGAAGCAUCGAAGCUAAUCAAAAAUCUCAAGGUAUCAUUUACAGCAUUGUUGCGCCUGUCAUCAUUGUCUUCAAUAUAACCACGUUUACUCUCUUCUGGAUCGUUUAUCGCUACAAUACUCUCUAUGUCACGGGAUUUCGCAUUGACACCGGAGGCCUGUUGUUUCCACGUGCUAUCAACCAACUAUUUGUUGGUAUAUAUACUAUGGAGAUAAGCAUGGCUUGUCUUUUUUUCUUGUUCGUGACGAAAAAAACGCUGUAG